AUGGCUGUUGAUAAAUCUGUUGUCAGCAGGGUGGAGAGAGACAAAACCAAAGGACAUGUGAAACUAGCAGAGAUGGGCUCCAAACAAGGACCUGUGAGCUUAGUGAAUAGGAUUCAGUUGGUGAAAGGGCUAGAGGACGUGACGGUGUGUGAGAAAGAAGUCUGUACAUUUGAGGUGGUCCUCAGCCAUGCGUACGUCCAGGGUGAAUGGACCAGGAAUGGACUCCCACUUAAGUCCAGGCCUGUGUGUCGAAUUGCUAUGCAGGGGAAAAAACACACACUCACCCUGACGCGGGUUACGGUUUCUGACAUGGGCUUCAUCAGCUUCAAGGCUGAAGGAAUCGAAAGCUCAGCUAUGCUGACAGUCACAGCCAGGGAUAUAAAGAUUGUGAAGGAUCUUCAGAAUGCCAGUGUGACCGAGAAGGAGAGUGUGAUAUUUAUCUGUGAGGUCAACUGGGAAGAUGUGGAUGGGAAGUGGUACAAGGACGACAGCCGGUUGCGAGCUAGGGACAAUGUUAAAAUAAGAUGUGAGGGUAAAAUACACUCCCUGAGCUAUAAAUCAGUCAAACCAGAAGAUGCUGGUGAAAUCAGAUUCACUGCAGAGAGGGUCUCUUCAACAGCAACACUACAAGUUAAAGAGCUUCCAGUUAAUUUUUUGAAGCCCCUGAGGGUGAAGAUUGCCAUGUACAAACACCGUGCCUUGCUGGAGUGUCAGGUCUCCCGUGACAAUGCUGUGGUUAAAUGGUACAGAAGAAACCGUGAAAUUGUGCCAAAUGGCAAGUACCAAACUAUCAGUGAAGGUGUGUACAGACAGCUCAUCAUAGAUGAUGUGGGCUCCUCAGAUGAAGACACUUUUAUCUGUGAUGCUGUUGAUGAGAGGACUUCCUGCCAACUGUUUGUAGAGGAGCAGGCCAUCAGCAUUUUGAAAGGACUCAGUUCUGUGGAGGUCAUGGAGCCUAAAGAGGCUCGUUUUAAAGUGGAAACCAGUAUUAAAUUAGAGAGGGCACCAAAAUGGACCCUGAAUGGGCAGAUGCUAUGCCCCUGUCCAGAAAUCAGGAUUGAGAGGGAAGGAACCUCAAACAGACUUAUUUUCACCCAAACUGACAGCAGCAUGUGUGGCAUUGUGCAGUUCACCUCGGGGAAGAGCAAGUCAGAAGCUCAACUCACAGUUACAGAGCGACCUUUGAUCGUCAAACAGCCUAUUUCAGAUGUGGAGGUGAAGGAGAAUGGGUCAGUUACUCUCAGCUGUGAGUUCUGUCCAUCCCCCAGAGUAGUGCGCUGGUUCAAGGGUAGAACCCCCCUGUUUGCCUCCAAUAAGUACACAAUGAAGCGAGAAAAGAACCGGGUUGACAUGACCAUCCUGGGUGUGAAAGUUGCAGAUUCAGGAGAGUAUCGCUGUCUGGCUGGUGGCUCGGAGACAAAAGGAAGAAUCAGUGUGGAAGUUAAAAGGUUGAAGAUCAUAAGGCAUCUGGAGCAAGUAGAGACUGAGGAAGAUGGCUCUGCUGUAUUCAGUUGUGAACUGAGUCACGAGUCACCCAGUGUCCAGUGGCUUCUCAAUGACAGAGUACUGCACACCAACCACAUAAACAAAGUCCAGAAUUCUGGAAAAGUGUACAGUCUGAUUCUAAAGCGACUCGCUCCUCAAGAGAGCCGUGUUACAUUCAAAACCUUUGAUAUCAGCGAGUCUGCGUUCCUCAGGGUCAGAGAAAAGCCAGCAGUAUUCCUCAGGUCACUGGAGGAUGUAGCAGGUGAGGAGCGUGGAGAAGUUCUUCUGCAGUGUGAGGUUUCCAAGCCAUCUGUAACUUCUGUCUGGAGGAAAGAUGGUGAAAUUCUGACCGUCAAUGAGAAGUAUGAGAUUCUCCAUUUAGGAAAGUCAUUGACUCUUAGAAUUCGCAAGCUGACGAAGGACGAUGGAGCGGAGUACAGUUGUGAUAUUGGCUGCAGCCAAACUAAAGCGAAAGUCAUAGUUCGUGACCUGCGCAUUACCAUUACCAAACGCAUACGGACAACAACUGUGCUGGAAGGGGAAGACUGCAGUUUUGAGUGUGUCCUGUCCCAUGAUAUAAUCGAUGAAGCAUUGUGGAUCUUGAAUGGCAAACUGAUUGUCAGCAAUGGACGGAUCAUAGUCACUAACCAGGGGCGCAAAUACUCAAUGAGCAUUCAGGAAGUUAAUAUAUCUGAUGCCGGAGAAGUGGUCUUUACCAUCAAAGAUCUCAGUUGCAGGACUAUGUUGUUUGUCAAAGAGAAGCCUGUGAGAGUGUUUAGGGAUAUGCUAAAUGUUAAAGCGACACCCGGUGAAGAUCCAGAGCUCAGCUGUGAGAUCACCAAACCUGAUGCAACAGUUAAAUGGCUGAAAAAUGGGCGAAUAAUUAGAGUUAGCCCAAAAUAUGAAAUGACCCAAAAGGAUUAUUUGGUGAAGCUCAUCAUCCAUAAUGCAGCCAUAAUGGACUCAGGAGAGUACUGCUGUGAGGCUGAUGGGAUUGCUACAAGGGCCAGAUUAGAUGUCAGAGACUUGCAGCAAACAUUUGCGAAGGAACUGAAGGAUUUGUGUGCCGAGGAAAAGGGCACAGUGAUCAUGGAGUGUGAAACCAGGAGGCCCGCCACUACCGUGAACUGGUUAAAAGGCUUGAUGGUGCUCAGCUCGGGACAAAAGUACAUGAUGAAGAAAAAGGAUGUUGUCCUCUCUCUGACCAUCUUCAGUCUGGAGAAGAGUGACAGUGCCAUCUACACCUGUGACGUUGGGACAAUGCAGAGCAGGGCAUUACUAACAGUGCAAGGUCAAAAAGUGGUCAUUGUGGAUGAGCUAGAAGAUAAAGAGUGUCUAGAAGGAGAUACCAUCGUCUUUAAGUGUCGGAUCUGCCCAAGUGACUAUACUGACGUUAAAUGGUACCUGGAUGAGACCUUGCUCUAUACUAAUGAUCUUAACGAGAUCGCGAUGAUGCCUGGUGGCUACCACACUCUUACCUUUAAACAGCUUGCACGUAAAGACACCGGCACCAUCUCCUUCGAGGCUGGGGACAAAAGAUCAUAUGCAUCACUAUUAGUCAGAGAGAGACGCCCCACGAUAACUAAAGCAUUGGAGGACACAGAAGCAAUUGAAGGAGGAAGUUUGGUGCUGUUAUGCAAGACCUCAAAGCCAUGUCAUAUUGUUUGGUACAAAGAUGGCUGUUUAAUCUGGAAUUCCUCAAAGUACUUAGUUAGUCGAUCUGGAAAUGAGGCCAGGCUGGCCAUCCGUGAUGUGAAAGACAGUGACGCAGGGGUGUAUGAGUGCGAUGCAGGAUCGGUUAGCAGUAAAGCCACUUUGACUGUUAAAGUUAUCCCUGCUGAGUUUACAAAAACUCUUCAGAACCAGGAGGUCAAAGAGGGAGAGAGUGUGACGCUGACGUGUGAAUUCUCUAUACCCGGCGUCCAGUUUGUCUGGCGCAAAGGACCUGAGACACUAAAAUAUAGUGAUAAGUACCACAUGAGGCAGAGGAAAUCUUGCAUUUCUCUUACAAUACACAAUCUGAUGCCGGAAGACUCUGGGAAUUACACGUGCAUUUGCAGAGACCAAAAAACUAUGGCUACUGUUACAGUUAAUGCGGUUCCUAUAUCAUUUGUUAAAGAGCUCAAGAACCAAGAGACAGAGGAGGGUAAAAAUGUGACAUUACGCUGUGAGCUUUCUAAAGCUGGAAUCCCUGUGGAAUGGUUGAAAGGUGAACAAACUCUCUGUCCUGGCGAGAAGUAUCAGAUGAGACACAUCGUCACCAUACUGGAGCUGGUAAUCAGAAGUCCAGUGCCUGAGGACAGUGGAACGUACAUCUGUGUGUGUGAAGAUCAAAAGACCAAAGCUAUUAUCAAAAUACGAACUCAACCCAUCACGUUCAAACAGAAGUUAAGAAAUCAAAUAGCUGAGGAGGGAAACAGCAUAAUCUUACAUUGUGAGAUAUCCAAACAAGACAUCCCUGUUGAGUGGAGAAAGGGGAACAACCUGCUCAAGUCCGGAGAGAAGUACAAGAUCAGGCAGAGAGGCUGCAUGCUAGAGCUGAAGAUUUUCAAUUUGACACAAGAGGACAGUGGAGUCUAUAGCUGCACAAGUGAAACUGCCCAGACAUCAGCCAACAUUACUGUUAGUGGUCAACCUGUCACUUUCAAAGAGAAGCUGAAAAACCUGGUAGCCGAGGAAGGGAAGACGAUAAAAUUGCAUUGUGAGCUUUCCAGAACCGGUGUCCCAGUAGAAUGGUGGAAUGGAGACGAGCUGCUCCAGCCUGGAGAGAAGUAUAAGAUGAAAGAACGAGACACAUCAGUUGAGCUGAUCAUCUGUGAGGCCGUACCUGAAGACAGUGGAGUCUACAGAUGUGUUUGUGGAGACCAAAAGACCAAAGCUACAAUCAAAAUUGUUGGUGCUCCAGCUACUUUUAAACAACAACUUACGAACCAAGAAGCUCUUGAAGGGGAAUCUAUAACCUUACACUGUGAGCUCUCCAAAGUUGGAGUACCUGUGCAAUGGUGGAAAGGAGAUAAACCGCUCCUUCCAGGGCCACGGUACCAAAUGACGCUGGAUGGAAGGACAGCUGAGUUGGAAAUAACUAAUAUUUUCUCUGAAGACGCUGGAAUAUAUAGCUGUGUGACUGGAGGCCAAAAGACCACAGCUGAAGUGAAAGUCAAAGCUCUUCCGAUAACAUUCAGUAGAGAGCUUCAGGACCAGGUGUCUAUAGAGGGUGAGAGUGCAGUAUUUACCUGUGAGCUUUCAAAGCCUGGUGCUCCAGUCGAAUGGAGGAAAGGUAGAGUAAUUCUGAAAGCUGGAGCCAAAUAUCACAUGAAACUGGAGGGACGAUUAACCAAACUGGUGAUAAAUAAUCUUGUUGAGGAUGAUGCAGGAAAUUACACCUGCAAAACCAAAGAUUCACAAUCAACAGCCAAAUUGAUGGUUCAAGAUUUUUUCAAUUCUUGGCUUUCUGAAGGACUCCCGGCUACCUUUAAAAUAACUCUGAAGAACCAGGAAGCUCAGGAGGGGAACAGUGUCACUUUGCACUGUGAACUUUCUAAGCCAGGAGUUCGAGUAGAGUGGUGGAAAGGAGAAGAAAUGCUCAAGACUGGAGAAAAAUAUCAAUUGAGACUCAAAGAAGCAAAAGCUGAACUGCUAAUAAGGAAGGCACAACCAGAAGACAGUGGAGUUUAUCGAUGUGUAUGUGAAGAUCAAAAGACCGAAGCCACCAUCAAAGUUAAUGCUCUCCCCAUCACUUUCAAACAAGAACUUACGAAUCAUGAGGGUGAAGAAGGGAACAGCGUCACCUUGCGCUGUGAACUCUCAAAGGCCAGCGCUGAUGUCGAGUGGUUGAAGGGAGAAGAAGUACUUAAGCCUGGAGAAAAGUACCAGAUGAGACAGAUUGCAACUAAAAUGGAGCUUGUUAUCAGGAAAGCCAUACCUGAAGACAGUGGAGUCUACUUUUGUGUGUGCCCUGAUCAGACAUCCAAAGCAACGGUUAAAAUCAAUGCUUUCCCAAUCACGUUCAAACAAAACUUGAGAAAUCAAGAAGUGGUGGAGGGCAACACUGUUGCCUUGCGUUGCGAGCUUUCCAAACCGGGCGCCGCUGUGAAAUGGUGGAGGGGUGAAGAGAUGCUGCGAGUUGGAGAAAAGUACCAGAUGAGGGUCGAGGGAAGGAUUGCUGAACUACUUAUCAAGAAUGUCAACUUUGAAGAUGUCAGCUCCUACAGCUGCACUACGGGACAGGAAAAGACAACAGCAGAAGUAAAAGUCAAGGCUCUACCCGUCACUUUCAAACAAGAACUCCAAAACGAAGUAACUAAAGAAGGUGGACAAGCUGUGUUAAGGUGUGAGCUCUCUAAACCCUGUACUCAAGUAGACUGGAGAAAAGGAAGAAUUAUUCUCAAACCCAAUGACAAGUAUGAAAUAAAGCAAGAGGGAACAUUCACCAAACUGGUCAUACAUAAUGUUGAAGCAAGUGAUGCUGGGAGCUAUUCAUGCAAAACCAAGGAUUCUGAGACAACUGCUGAGUUAACCGUUAAGGUUCCACCUAUCACUUUUAAAGUCAAGUUGAAAAAUCAGGAAGUUGAAGAAGAAAAUACACUUGUAUUACACUGUGAGCUCUCAAAAGCUGGAUGUCCUGUUGAAUGGAGAAAAGGGGAAGAGCUUCUCAGAUCUGGGUAUAAGUAUCAAAUCAGGGAAUGUGAUGUUACAAGAGAACUGAUCAUCAUGAAAGCCUUGCCUGAAGACAGUGGAAUCUACAGAUGCAUUUGUGGGGAGCAGAAUACCAAGUCGACAGUCAGAGUGUUCGCCACGCCAGUAACGUUCAAACAAAACCUGAAGAACCAAGAGGCUCCUGAGGGAGGUGUUGUUAUUCUGCACUGCGAGUUGUCCAAGGCUGGGGUACCAGUAACAUGGUUGAGAGGGGACGAGGAGCUCAGCAAUGGAACUAAAUACAAGAUCAAGCAGGAGGGAUUGGUUGCCGAAUUACACAUUAAAAAUGUCCGUCCUGUGGAUGUUGGGGAAUAUAGCUGUAUUGUUGGAGACCAGAAGACAUCAGCUGAAGUUAAUGUUAGGGCUGCUGCUUCUGUGUUCUUUGAGAAAGAGCUUGAGAGUCAAGAAGCAAUAGAAGGGGAAUCUGUCCUGUUUAGUUGUUUACUCUCUAGCGACAAUGCCCCCGUGACCUGGAGAAAAGAUGCAAAUCAGAUCACACAGGGUGGGCGAUAUACCCUCCACCGUAAAGGUGCCACUCAGGAGCUCGAAAUCAGGAAACUGAGAAUGGAGGACGCUGGCGAGUACACAUGCAGCGUCAGAGGCAAGAAGACGUCUACAACCCUCAGAGUGAUAGAGCGUGUGAGGAUUGUGAAAGGACUGCGUGACUUGACGGUUACUGCAGGCGAGAGCGCGCGCUUUGUGUGUGAACUUUCACACGAGAACAUCCUUGACAGGGUAUGGUGGCUUGGUUCCAAUGUACUGCAGGAGAACGAGAUGAACCAGAUGAGUAUCUGUGGCAAAGAACACCAGCUGGUGCUCACUAUGACCACACCUGAAGAGUCAGGUGUUGUGUCCUUUGUGGUGGGAAAUGAAAAGACUUCUGCUCAUCUCCGUGUAAACAGCAAACCUAAAGUUUUCAUUGAAGAAAACCUGAAGGACAUGACCAUUUUUGAGGGAGAUUCUGCCACCCUGUGCUGCGUGACUUCUGACUCCAGCACACUUGUAACCUGGAAACGAAAUAAUGUAACCCUGCUCCCCGGGGAAAAGUAUGAACCUCUGAAACAUGGGAAACGAAAUAUUCUUCUAAUUCACAAAGUCAGAAAAGAGGAUGCUGGGAUUUACAUGUGCGAUACAGGAGACAUGCAGAGUAGUGCUACUCUUACAGUCAAAGAGCGUCCUUUGUUUUUCUGUGGGGAGCUCCAAAACCAAGAAGCAGAAGAGGGUGAGACUGCUUUCUUGUGCUGUGAGCUGUCUCAACCUGCAGUUGCAGUUGAGUGGAAGAAGGGAGCAGUUCUGCUUAGACCAGGUAACAAAUAUGAGAUUAAACAGGAUGGAUGUGAGCUACAGCUGCAAAUCAAUGACCUCACAAGUCAGGACAGUGGGGCCUACAGGUGUUGUGCCGAUGGCAUUGAGACAAGGGCCAGUAUUACUGUGAAAGAGCGCCCUCUGUUUUUCUGUGAAGAGCUUCAAAACCUAGAGUUAGAGGAAGGUGAAACAGCUUUCUUGAGCUGUGAGCUUUCUAAACCCGGAGUAUCAAUACAGUGGAAGAAGGGGGCAAUGCUCCUGAAGAAUGGAAAGAAGUAUGCAAUGAUCCAAGAGGGCAAUGAAGUACAACUUCAGAUCCAUGACCUCACAAGUCAAGACAGUGGCAUCUACAGAUGCUGUGCUGGCAAUCUAGAAACACGGGCUAAUAUUAUUGUCAAAGAUCAACCUCUUUUCUUCUGUGAGGAACUCCAUAACCAGGAGGCAGAGGAGGGUGAGAUAGCCUUCCUUUGCUGUCAGCUGUCUAAACCUGGAGUUGAAGUGCAGUGGAAGAAGGGAGCAAUACGACUGAGACCAGGAAACAAAUAUGUGAUGAAACAAGAUGGCUGCAAAGCACAUCUGCAGAUCCAUGACCUUACACGUCAGGAUAGUGGCACUUACAAGUGCUGCUCUGGAAGCCUGGUUACUACAGCAUCAGUUACAGUCAAAGAACAACCUUUGUACUUCAUCAAGAUGCUUGAGUGUCAAGAAGCAGAGGAGGGGGAAACUGCCUUUCUUUGCUGCGAGCUUUCAAAACCUGGGGCUGCCGUAAACUGGAAGAAGGGAUCUGUGCUGCUAAAGCCUGGAAGAAAGUAUGAAAUAAAGCAGAAUGGUGGUGAACUGCAACUUCAGAUCCAUGAGCUCACAAGCCAAGACAGUGGUGUCUACACAUGCUGUGUUGGUAGUCUAUUGACCUCAGCAUCCCUGGAUGUGAAAGAACAACCUCUGUAUUUCUGCGAGGAGCUCCAAAGACAAGAAAUAGAAGAAGGUGAGACUGCCAUUCUGAGCUGUGAGAUCUCUAAAACUGGAGUGGACGUGCAGUGGAAGAAGGGAAUGCUGUUGCUUCUACCAGGAAACAAAUAUGAGACUAAGCAAGAUGGCUGUAAAUUACAGCUUCUUAUACAUGAGUUGAACAGUCAGGACAGUGGCAUCUACAAAUGUUGUGCUGGUAGCUUGGUGACCACAGCUUCUCUUGACGUGAAAGAGCAUCCAUUGUUCUUCUCUGAGGAGCUCCAAAACCAAGAAGCAGAGGAGGGUAAGACAGUCAUAUUGCGCUGUGAGCUCUCUAAACCUGGAGUUUCAGUGCAGUGGAAGAAGGGAGCAGUGAUACUUCAGCCUAGUAAAAAAUAUGAGAUUAAACAAGAUGGCCAUCAACUACAGCUUCAGAUCCAUGAGCUAACAGCUCAGGACAGCGGGACUUACAAAUGUUGUGCUGGAAGCCUGGUCACAACUGCUUCCCUUGUGAUAAAAGAACUGCCAUUGUUCUUCUCCGAGGAGCUCCAAAACCAAGAAGCAGAGGAGGACAAGAUAGCAAUAUUGCACUGUGUGCUCUCUAAACCAGGAGUUUCAGUGCAGUGGAAGAAAGGAACCGUGCUUUUGAAGCCUAGCAAAAAAUAUGAGAUUAAACAGGAUGGCCAUCAACUACAACUUCAGAUCCAUGAGUUAACAGCUCAGGACAGCGGGACUUACAAAUGUUGUGCUGGAAGCCUGGUCACAACUGCUUCCCUUGUGAUAAAAGAAAAGCCAUUGUUCUUCUCUGAGGAGCUCCAAAAGCAAGAAGCAGAGGAGGGCAGGACAGCCAUAUUGCGCUGUGAGCUCUCUAAACCUGGAGUUUCAGUGCAGUGGAAGAAGGGAGCAGUGAUACUCAAGCCUAGUAAAAAAUAUGAGAUAAAACAGGAUGGCCAUCAACUGCAGCUUCAGAUCCACGAGUUAACAGCUCAGGACAGCGGACCCUACAAAUGUUGUGCUGGAAGCCUGGUCACAACUGGUUCUCUUGAGGUAAAAGAACUGCCAUUGUUCUUCUCCGAGGAGCUCCAAAACCAAGAAGCAGAGGAGGACAAGAUAGCAAUAUUGCACUGUGUGCUCUCUAAACCAGGAGUUUCAGUGCAGUGGAAGAAAGGAACCGUGCUUUUGAAGCCUAGCAAAAAAUAUGAGAUUAAACAGGAUGGCAAUCAACUACAACUUCAGAUCCAUGAGUUAACAGCUCAGGACAGCGGGACUUACAAAUGUUGUGCUGGAAGCCUGGUCACAACUGCUUCCCUUGUGAUAAAAGAAAAGCCAUUGUUCUUCUCUGAGGAGCUCCAAAAGCAAGAAGCAGAGGAGGGCAGGACAGCCAUAUUGCGCUGUGAGCUCUCUAAACCUGGAGUUUCAGUGCAGUGGAAGAAGGGAGCAGUGAUACUCAAGCCUAGUAAAAAAUAUGAGAUAAAACAGGAUGGCCAUCAACUGCAGCUUCAGAUCCAUGAGCUAACAGCUCAGGACAGUGGGACUUACAAAUGUUGUGCUGGGAGCCUGGUGACUACUUGCUCUUUUACAGUGAAAGAGCAACCUAUAUUUUUCUGCAAGAACCUCCAAAGCCUUGAAGCUGAGGAAGGUAAAGUGACUGCCCUGACAUGUGAGCUCUCUAAACCUGGAGUUGCAGUGCAGUGGAAGAAGGGAACAGCGUUGCUGAAACCUGGAAACAAGUAUGAGAUGAAACAAGAUGGUUGUCUUCUGCAGCUUCAAAUAUAUGACCUGAAAAUUGGAGACAGUGGCUCUUAUAAAUGUUGUGCUGGUAACAUUGUCACGACUGCUUCUCUUGAAGUGAAGGAACAUCCAUUGAUCUUCUCUGAGAAGCUCCAAAACCAAGAAGCAGAGGAGGGUAAGACAGUCAUAUUGCGCUGUGAGCUCUCUAAACCUGGAGUUUCAGUGCAGUGGAAGAAGGGAGCAGUGAUGCUUAAGCCAAGUAAAAAAUAUGAGAUUAAACAGGAUGGCCAUCAACUACAACUUCAGAUCCAUGAGUUAACAGCUCAGGACAGCGGGACUUACAAAUGUUGUGCUGGGAACCUGGUGACUAAUGGUUCAAUUACAGUGAAAGAGCAACCAAUAUACUUCUGCAAGGGACUUCAAAGUCUUGAAGCUGAGGAAGGUGAAACCGCGUUCUUGACCUGUGAGCUCUCUAAACCCGGAGUUCCUGUGCAGUGGAAAAAGGGAGCAGUGUUGCUGAAACCAGGAAACAAGUAUGAGAUUAAACAAGAUGGCUCUGAAUUACACCUUCAGAUCCAUGAUUUAAAAUGUCAGGACAGUGGUGUCUACAAAUGCUGUGCUGCUAGGAUGGAGACAACAGCUUCUCUUGUUAUAAAAGAAGCUUCCUCUAAAAGUAAAGACAUCCCCCAAGCCCCACUAAGAUCAAAAGGGCAAAAAAUUAUGGAAGAAACACACAUUGGUCUAGUGCAUAAGAAACAGGCUGAGGUCAUUGAGGAAUCAGACAUCUCUAUCUUGGAGGCAUCAGAGGUUCAUUUCCAGGAUCUGUGUGAGAAACUGACAGGUGACCAGGACGUCAAGAGGGAAUCAUUGGUGAGACAAAAGGCAAAAGAUGCGAGUUCCAAAAUGGUUACCGUGUCUAGUUGCACCAUGGAAGAACCUACAAUGACUUCUCUUACAACCAAUGAAGAACAAAGAAAAAAAGUGGUGGACACUGGAUCCAAAGAGGUUACUAAUGUUUCUGUGGACCAGAACAAUGAAAAAAUCUCAGGGCAAGUUCAGAAGAAAACUUCAAACAUAGAUACAAAUAAUAAGAGCAAGGAACCACCCAGAAAUGUUCCCCAGCCUCCACCACGGUCAAAGAAUAAGGCUUCACACCAAGACCAGUACAGUGUUUUUGAAGCAAACAACCAGAGUGUUAAAGAUCCAACUGUUGACAAGAAGGGGAAGAAACAAGAUGUAGAAGAAGAAGUUGUAAUGGAACCCACUGUGGAGACCAAAAUAGCAUCAAAACAUGCUGUCCUAGCACCAUCUUUCACUAAGGAGAAGGUUUCCCAGCCACAUGUUGAAAUCAAAAGGCAACCAUAUGUUUUGGAAGCAACGAAUCGAGAUAUGGGCAUAAAAGAAACUGUAGAUACCACUUUAAAGAUAUCAGAUUAUGGCUUAGAUACACCAGUCUUCAAAGAGUUAACAGCCAAACACGUUGAAGCAUCUCAAGAUCAAACAUACAAUUUAAAGGAGUGUAUCAAAUUGGAAUCGAGUGUAAAUAAGGAAUCAAAGAAAGAGCUAAGUGUGGACACCAUAUCUAAGCCAUCAGAAGUGGAUGAAUAUCCUGUCAAAGUGAAUGAAAAGAAGGAACCAAAAAAUAAAUCAUUGGAUGAAAAUGAAAUGCACAAGAAGCAAAAUGUCCAGUCUGAAAUGGGACCGGAAAUUGAAAAGGUUCAGUCCAAGGAUGGACAUCAAGGAAAAAUAACAAAGAAUGUUAAAGAAAAUGCACCAAGCAUUACCAUUACAGGCCAGAAACCCAAAGAGCAAAUAAGUCUUGUACAGAAAACCACAACAUUGACCAUUAGGGAUGUGCAGAGGGAUUCACUAGAAGGUGAAACAGAUUUAUCACACAUUGAUAGAGGAGAUUUGAAAAAUGUAAAGCAGGUUGUGGAUGAACGUCAUGGAAAAGUACCAAAGAAUGCUACAGAAAAAACUACAAAAACUGCCAUUGCAAGCCAAAAAUUCGAAAAAGAAAUUAUUUCUGCAGAGAAAGCUACAACAAUGUCUGUUAGAGAUGCGCAGAGAGAUUCACAUGUAGGUAAACCAAAUUUACCAGACAUUGAUAGAGGAGAUCUGAAAAAUAUUAAGCAGGUUGUGGAUGAACAUAAUGGAAAAGUACCAAAGAAUGCUUCAGAAAAAGCUACAAAAACUGUCACUGCAAGCCAAAAAUUCAAAGAAGAAAUUAUUUCUGUAGAGAAAGCUACAACAAUGUCUGUUAGAGAUGCGCAGAGAGAUUCACAGGUUGGUGAACCGAAUUUACCAGACACUGAUAGUGGAGGUCUGGAAAAUGUUAAGCAGGUUGUGGAUGAAAAUCAUGGAAAAGCACCAAAGCAUGUUACAGGAAAAGCAACAAAUAUUGCUAUUAAAAGCCCGAAAUUCAAAGAAGAAAUAAUUCGUGCAGAGAAAGCUACAACAGUGUCCUUUAGGGAUGUGUCACCGAAAGUUGAACCGAACUUACCACACAUAGAUAAUGGAGAUCAGAAAAAUGUCAAGCAGGUCAAUAUUGAAGUAGAUGUUUCUGGGGAAUCUGUAAUUCAACCUGAGGAGGCGAUGCUAGAGCAGAUCACAAGUGUGGAUAAUGGCAAACAGUGUUCUCGAGUUGAGCACGAUAAUGUUGAUAUAGAUUUUGAGGAUGAGCCCGAGAUACGUGAGGCUGCUAUUAAGAUACAAGCUGCUUUCAAAGGUUACAAAACUAGGAAAGACAUGCGUCUAGUCUUCAAAGAAGUGUUCAAGAACCAGACUCUUGAUCUUGGUGGCACAGCAUUCCUGGAGUGUGUUGUGGAAGGUAAAAUCGACACUAUGCGCUGGCUUAAAGAUGGAAUAGAUCUUAGGCCUGGGAAAAGGUACAAAAUCACCCAAAAUGCAGAUGGUAGGUGUUUUCUGGAAAUUUUCAGGGUUACAGACAAAGAUGCUGGAAUCUACACAUGUGAAGUUGCAAACAAGUUUGGAGCAAUUAGUUACAAUGGGAAUGUGAUGGUGGGUAAACCUCAGAAGCCAUCACAAACAAGUCAGACUGCACGAACACCAGACACAGAAAUUGUCUCUGAGAAAGAGAUUUCUCCAGUCCUAAACACUGAAGAGGAGUCGUUGAGACUCGUCUAUGAUCUACCGGCAGAUGACACCUACAGCAAGAUCAAGGAGAAAAGGAGAAGUCUAAUUUCAGUCAGCUCCAUAUCCUGUUACUCAGAUUAUGACACAGCCCCUGAUGUUGAGACUGAAUACCAAUCUGGGGGAAAAGAGGCAGAGAAGUCAAAAAAUAAGGUUUCUACUAAGAUUUCUGAAGAGGAAAAAAGUGCUAGUUUACAUCCUCAAAAGACUUCAGACCAGCUGAAAGGGAAAGGUUGCGAUUUACAAAGUCACACACCAUCUCCCAAACGCCUACAUUCAUACAAGUCCUCUGCAAAUACUGAGUCAUUCUCUGAGUCAGAUGGAGAUGAUGCCAGAGGAGAGAUAUUUGAUAUUUAUGUGGCCAAAACCAAUUGUCAUCCGCUGGGAGGAAACAAAGAAGCUUUUGUACUAAAGGAAGGCCAAUUUGUGGAGGUCCUGGAUUCAGCCCAUCCCGUGAGGUGGCUUGUCCGUACAAAGCCAACCAAGAUUACACCAUCCCGUCAGGGCUGGGUAUCCCCGGCGUACCUCGAAAAGAAGACAAAGGAAAUAUUUUCAGUGGCACAUGAAGCAGAAAAGGGAGAAUCCCCUGAGAAAGGCAAAACAAUGUUAACAAAGGAUGAGCAUGGCUUGAUUCAAAGUCGUUUGAUUAAGGGACUUCUUGAUGGCGAGACCAGUUUUGUGCAGGAGAUGAUCUUCUUUGUGGACCACUUUUUGCAGAACCUGGAGACGAGCUUUCAAGUUCCUCUCACCAUCCUCAGUCAAAAAGAGUACAUAUUCCGUAAUAUCAGGGAUAUUGCAAAUUUCCAUGAAUGUUGUAUUCUCCCCAAGCUGGAGAUGUGCUUCUCAGAUGAUGAUGUAGCCCAGUGUUUUGUCAGUUAUGCACCAGACUUUGAGAUGUAUCUCCAGUUCAUUACAGGCCUUCCCCAAGCUGAGGCCUGCAUCUCAGACAAAAACACACAGCAUUUUUUCAAGGCAAGGGGAAAUUCUUUGGCACAUUUGGAUACCCAGGUUUUUGAUGUUAGCACAUAUUUGCAGAAACCCAUGGAAAGAAUUCAGACAUACAAGAAUGUACUUAAGGAGCUUAUCAGGAACAAAGCAAAGAGCGAACAGAACUGUUGCCUGUUAGAGGAUGCCUUUGCCAUGGUUUCCAGCUUGCCUUGGCGUGCCGAGAACUUGCAUCAUCUGUCCAUGAUUGAGAAUUACCCGGCACCUCUCAAGGGGCUCGGAGAACCCAUUAGACAGGGCCAUUUUACAGUAUGGGAGGAGAUUCCUGAGGUCAAAGUCUCUCAGAGAGGACAUCACCGCCACGUCUUUCUAUUUAAAGAUUGUAUUGUAUUCUGCAAGCCAAAGAGAGAACUUGCCACAUACACCGAGGCCUACAUAUUCAAGAAUAAAAUGAAGUUGAGUGAUAUUGAUGUAAAGGAUACUGUGGAAGGAGAUGACAGGUCAUUUGGUCUUUGGCACGAGCACCGGGGAAUGCUGAGAAAAAUUAUCUUGCAAGCUCGAUCAAUCCUCCUCCGCCUCUCUUGGCUCAAAGAUCUGAGAGACCUGCAGCAGCGCAGCAAACAGCCCGCUUGGAGUGCCCCGUGCUUUGAGCAACAUCUUACUAACUAUCCAGCAAAGCUUGGACAAACUGUAAAACUGGUCUGCAAGGUCACUGGCACACCAAAACCACUAAUAAAGUGGUAUAAAGAUGGUCAUCCUGUGAAGGAUGACGAACAUCACAUUACAUCAGAAGGACAGUUGGGUGCUUGCUAUCUUGUACUGACUGGUGUCACCGUGGUGGACUCAGGUCAAUACAUGUGUUAUGCAACCAAUCCUGCUGGGAACGCAAGCACUCUGGCUAAUAUCAUGAUUGAUGUGCCUCCAAGUUUCACAACAAGACUACAGAACUCAGUGCUUGUGAAGGGACAAGAUAUGCAGUUCAAGUGCUCCACACAAUCUGCUCCUUUACCAUCCAUAAGGUGGUUUAAGGAUGGCGUUCAACUUGAAAACACCAGGAAACAUCUGAUUCAAUCUGAUGUCCAGACAGGAAUUCUCACUCUCACCAUAAAGACAGCAGAAGAGGCAGAUCUGGGUCAAUACCAGUGUGAGCUACUGAAUGAAGUGGGCAGUGCCAAGUGUAAAGCUGAACUCUGCCCUCCAGCACCAUUAGCUGUGACGGUCAGCACCCAAAAACAAUCACAAACCACCCCAGCUCCAGAGUCCCAAUCAGAAGGUUGGUCCAGUUCCUUUGUGAAGAACCUGUUUCAUAUACUCUUUCAGCCUGGAUACCCUGAACUACCUGCUGCUGGCGAUGAAGAUAAACACGCUCUUGAAGAACAGGAUGAUGUGGAGAGGCAGGUCCAGGGAGCACAGUUAGAGGGACCCAUGGACCCUGAGGAACACUUUUACUCAAAAACAGAGGAGCUGCUGACAGAGCCUCCAGCUGUGCAAGUGGCCAUUGAAAACCUGACAGUCCGGCCUGGUCAGGCUGUGACGUUCUCUGCGAUUAUUACUGGCCAACCCACACCAGACAUUCAAUGGUUUAAGGAUGACAAGGAAAUCUCAUCCAAUGAGUACACAGAAAUAGUCCAAAGUAGUGCACGUUGCUCUCUCACUUUGCUGGAUGCUCAAACAGAGGAUUGUGGCACCUAUACGUGCAUAGCUAGCAACAGUGUAGGACAAGCAUCUUGCCAAGCUAAACUCUGUGUUGAUACAGGUCUAGAUGAAAUCGAGGAGGAGAAAGAAGUGGAAUUUGGAAAAAGACGGAAACUACAUUCUGUAUAUGAAGUUUAUGAAGAAAUAGGAAGGGGCACAUUUGGAGUGGUUAAAAAAGUAACACAUAGGGCGACUGGCGAAUGUUUUGCUGCCAAGUUCCUUCCACUCAGAAGCAGCACACGAACCAGAGCGUUCCAGGAGAGAGACCUGCUGUCCCGUCUAGCUCACCGCAGACUCGCAUGCCUCCUGGACUUUUUCUCCACAAGACGCACCCUGGUGUUGGUUUUAGAAUUAUGUUCUACACAGGGGCUACUAGAUCAUUUGUUUUUAAAGGGAUUGGUUACAGAGAGGGAGGUUCAGUUAUAUAUUCAGCAGGUUCUGGAGGGCAUUGGAUACAUACACAGUAUGAACAUUCUACAUCUUGAUAUCAAAACAGACAAUAUCCUAAUGGUGUCCCCUGAUAGAGAAGACAUCAAAAUCUGUGACUUUGGAUUCUGCCAGGAAAUUGACAACUCCAGACAUCAGUACAGUGUGUUUGGGACACCAGAAUUUGUUGCUCCAGAAAUUGUCCACCAAGAACCUGUGACAGUAGCCACUGAUAUCUGGUCUCUUGGUGUUGUUACUUACUUAUGCUUAACAUGCCACUGUCCUUUCUUCGGGGAGAACGACCGUGCCACACUGAUGAAGGUUGCUGAGGGUUUGCUGUACUGGGACACUCCUGAGAUCACAAGCAGAAGUGUGGAGGCACAGGACUUCCUACAUAGGGUUCUACAGCCCGACCCAGAAGUGAGACCAUCUGCAUCUGAAUGUUUGAGUCACGAGUGGUUUCAGGGCUAUUAUGAAGAUGAAGAACCAGAGGACAUAAAUACUAAAAAUCUAAAAUCUUUUAUUUCAAGAAGAAAAUGGCAGCGUUCUUUAACAUGCCUCGGCUCGGUUCUGACUCUGAGACCGAUCCCAGAGUUAUUGGAGGCUCCUCUGCGUGAUGUUUCGAUUACAGCUGCAAAGGAGUCCCUGGAGCCCAGCAGCACCUCGCUAAGUAGUGGAUCCUCUUCAGAUUAUGAUGAGGCUGAUGCCUGGGACUUCUUCCAGCAGGCGAGCCAAGAGGAUGAAGAUGAUUUGGAAGAAGAGGAUGAAUAUGACCCCUACGCUCAUGUGUCAAAGACGCCCACAAUUUUAAAACAGUAUGAGGAAGAUGUGCUUAUUGGUAAGGGCCGCGUUCACACUAGCCCGCUGGUGAUUCCCAUGAACUCACCAUCACCAGAGCCGAUAAGCUUGGAGAAAAGGGACAGUAGCCCCUCUCUUCACCUCUCUGAGGGAGAUGAACAAUUGGCUGGUGAGCUUCCCAUACCACGUCAUAGCCUCAUCAAGAGCACUUUUUACUGCAGCUCCGAGCAGCUCUCACCCAUAUCUGCUCGUCACAUGACACUGCGGGAUAAAAUCCAAGCUAAAAAGCAAGAGCGUGGCCGGAAACCCCUCCGCGCCAGCCUCUCUGGUAGGUUGAACGAGCCCCUAAUAGAGUAUGUAGAAGAUUCCCCAGACUUAGAAGCUAAUCGUAACCAAAGAAGAGGAUCAAUGCAUUCGUCUAUCCUCAAGUCCAGCUCGUUUGAUAGUGGAGUGAGUGCUGCCCAUCCAAACAUACACACCCAGAGAAGAAGCAGAUCAUUAGAUGUGUGCAUGCAACGCUCUCCAGCUUCAAUCAUGCAGGGAGAAAACAAGCCUGAUGUCGAAGUUAGCCAGAAGCCGGACGCCACUGAUGAAGAGGAGGCCAAAACUGAAGAAGUCCAAGUGAGAAGGACACUCCUCCGUCGCUCUGCGUUUUUGUCGAAAAAGGGCCCCGUUGUUAUGAGGAAGGUGAGAGCGCAGGUCCAUGAGCUCGAAGAAGGACAUCAGCCAGUCUUGAAAAGUUCAAGUGAGGAUGACGUACAAGUGCAGAUCAUGGAAACAGAAGCAGCACAUUUAGGUGAUGAGGAGAGCGUGGAUGGCUCACAGUUAUCAUCGCUAGCAUGCUCGCUUGACCACGGUUCAGAGGCAUCUAGCAGGGUAGGCUCAUAUGAAGAACUCUCUCACAAACAGCAACACGGUGAGAUCUUGAUCGCUGGAUCCUCUGGAAAAACAUCUCCGUGCUCUCUCAGUUCAAGCUCUGGAUUAAAUGAGAUCCGACAUAAGAGCGGCAUUCCUCUGAGAAGAAGCUCCUCUGCAGUUCCUGUCCAGGCUGUGGUUGCAGGCGAAGAAAGCAAAGAGGUGCUCCAAAGAUAUGCCUCAGCCCCAGCUCUACAAGACAAGCCCCCGAGUGGGAAAUCUCCCAAGCCUGGAUUCAUGAAGAUCUUCCGCAAGCACUCGUGGGCUAGCCAUUCUUCUCCUCAGCUAGAGGGCUUGGAAAAGAAACAGGCAGAAGGAGCAUCCACACGGCCCAAGACCCCUCUUCUAACCCUGAGGAAGAAGAUGAGAUCUUCAGCAUCUAGCAUUACGAAACUGUUCACCCGACAGUGCAGCAUGGAUGAUGUAGAGAAGAAGAAAGGCGGACCAAUUGUGAAGAACCCUUCGCCUGUCGUGCCAGAGAAUUUGACUCACCCUGGCCCAGUUCCUGCUGCCACUUCAUCGGAGAGUCCUCAAAAGAAGUCCAAAUUGUUCUCGCUGAAAAUACCGAUAUUUAAGAAAACCAAAGUCAAACCAUCCAGGCCAGAUGUCAUUCAGCUAGCAGUGGGUGGAGCUCUUGUGUUCUGGAAACCUGUGCCGUCCAAAGACCUUGUCAAGUAUUGUAUUCAGUAUAGUGUAAAUGGUGGGGAGUGGAGAACAUUGUCAGAGAAUGUCACAGACAGCUGUUUCACUGCUAAUACCCUUCCCAGAGGACCGGGAUAUAUAUUCAGAGUGUCAUUUAACACCAAGACAGGGUUGGCACCAUUCAGUGACCCUUCACCACCUGCUUUUAUGGCCACUCCUUAUGAAGAGUCUCACAAUCCUCUCAUUCAGAUGGAAUCUAUUGGGUCAAAGGUCACUGUACCUGGGGGUCUUGGCACUGAGAAGUCUUAUAAAUUCCUGUCUGAAAUCAACAGAGGCCGUUUCAGUGUGGUAACACAGUGUGAGGAUAGUCGCAGCUCUCAGAUGUUGGCAGCUAAGAUAACCCACUACAGACCAGAACAGAGGCAACUGGUUUUGAGGGAAUAUCAACUGCUUCGCCGGCUGAGUCACCCUCGGAUCGUCCAGCUGCAGUCGGCCAUCCUCACCCCCUCCUGCCUCGUACUUAUAGAGGAGCUGUGCUCAGGGCGAGAGCUUCUUUAUAACCUUGCAGAAAGGAAUCUAUAUUCAGAAACGCAUGUGACAGACCUACUAGAGCAGAUUCUGAGCGCUGUGGAUUACCUGCACAGCCGACGCAUUGUACACCUGGACCUAAAGUCAGACAACAUGCUUGUGACAGGCCGAAAUGUAGUGAAGAUUGUUGAUUUGGGCUCCGCUCAGCCCUUCACUCCAGGACAGGCGCUGAACAUCGAACACAUCAAAGAAACAACAGAUAAUAAAGUUUAUAUUGUCCUUCCUAAAGCUCCUGAAAUCUUGGAUGGACAAGGAGUUGGACCCGAAACAGAUAUCUGGGCUGUUGGUGUUUUGGCUUUUAUAAUGUUGAGUGCAGACAGUCCCUUUCAUGCUGAUAUAAAUUGGGAGAGGGAUCGAAACAUCAAAAAAGGAAAGAUCCAGUUCAGUCGUUGUUACCCAGGUCUCUCAGAGGGAGCCAUCAACUUCAUGAAGAACACCAUGAGCAACAAAGCCUGGGCAAGACCAACAGCUGCAGAGUCCCUCCAAAACCCCUGGAUUCAAGGAGACCGUCCUCCCUCCAAACACAGCGACUCUGUGGUUUGUUUUUCUACAGACAAGCUGCAGGCCUAUCUCAGGGAAAGAGAGCUCAAGCGAGACCACGUCCGCACAAAAAUUAAACUGCCCUUCUUGUAAUUCAAGGGAAAGAACAUAUUUGGAGGCAUGAAAGUGAUGUGUGAAACUGUGAAAUGCUUUUAGUUUUUUUUGUUUUCAAUUCUAUUUCAAUUUUAUUUCUUUAAAAACAAUUUUUCAACUGGUGUAAUCCGCAUGACAGCUCUUCAAUUAUUGCUUUGUAAUCAAUCAAACAGUGACACAUUACUUAAACACUAUUUUACAGUAGUGGAAAUAUACGCAUAUUAUCUAUAUAUCUAUAUAUCUAUCUAUAUAGCUAUCUAGUCAAUGAAUGAAAGAUGUAGAUCUGGUUAUCACUGUUAUUACAGUAUAUUGUUUUCUUUGUUUUUUUGAUGUUAAUAAAAUGAUAUGCCACCACGCCAUCAGGGAUAACAUUCUUGUAUGAUGUAGUGUGGUUAAAUGCUGUAUUUUAUCAAUCACUUAAGAGAUUUUUCUCAUUUUUAUGCAAAUCUUACUUUUUGUUUGUGGAUUUUAUUGGUAAAUUAAAACAAGUUGAUUUUGUAAGAGUGGUAAAAAUAAUUUGGGGUUGCUGUUGUUGCCUCUUUGCAGUGUCUAGAAUGGUUUCACAUAAUUCUAUUAUAUUCUCAAAAAUGCCAUGCUCCUAAAAUAAAUGUUUUAUAAAACGUG
Messenger RNA from Pimephales promelas (fathead minnow), 20583 nucleotides. The record is from RefSeq and is a predicted model, not a curated record. NCBI's taxonomy places the organism in Eukaryota, Metazoa, Chordata, Actinopteri, Cypriniformes, Leuciscidae.